Molecule: messenger RNA, 3262 nt
Organism: Solanum tuberosum (potato)
Lineage: Eukaryota; Viridiplantae; Streptophyta; Magnoliopsida; Solanales; Solanaceae
Product: receptor-like kinase TMK3
Exons: 2
Coding region: 220-3024 (934 amino acids)
Biological process (GO): protein phosphorylation
Molecular function (GO): ATP binding; protein binding; protein kinase activity
Source: RefSeq, a predicted model, not a curated record
UUCUCACUCCAAUUAUAACACUGUAUAUUACUAUCUCUCCAUUAUUCUUGGCUUUGUAGUGAUCUGAAUCAACCCAUGUUUCCCACCUCUCCUUGUCUAAAUUCUAACAUGGGUUUGUACAAAAAACAGCCAUUAGUUGGCACAAAGAAAUCAACUUUAUUGAUUAUGUGAUUCUUGUCAAUACAUGCUGUCUAGUGGUUCUUGGUGAAAUCAUCAUCAAUGGAGGCUGUUCAGCUAAUGGGGUUUGCUCUUACACUCUUCAUUUCACUUUUUUCAGUUGUUUACAGCGUUACAGACCCUAAUGACCUUGCCAUUAUCAAUGAGUUCAAGAAAGGGUUAGAAAAUUCUGAGCUUUUGGAAUGGCCAGUUAAUGGUGAUGACCCUUGUGGUCCUCCAGCUUGGCCUCAUAUAAUUUGUACUGGAAACAAAAUUCAACAGAUUCAAGUUAUGGGGUUGGGGUUAAAAGGCCCUUUGCCUCAGAACUUUAAUAAGUUGUCUAAAUUGACUAAUUUGGGGUUGCAAAAGAACAAAUUUAGUGGAAAGUUACCAUCUUUUGGUGGUUUGUCUGAGUUGCGCUAUGCUUUCUUGGAUUUCAACAUGUUUGAUAGUAUUCCAUUAGAUUUCUUUAAUGGGCUUGUGAGUUUAGAGGUGUUGGCAUUGGAUGAUAAUCCUUUGAAUGCAACUACUGGUUGGGGUUUGCCUAAUGAGUUGCAAAGUUCAGCUCAAUUGACUAACUUGACUUUGAUGAACUGUAAUUUGGCUGGUUCUUUGCCUGAGUUUCUUGGAAAUAUGUCUUCUUUAGAUGUAUUGUUGUUGUCCAAGAAUCGACUUUCGGGGACUAUACCAGGUACUUUUAAGGAUUCUGAGCUCAAAAUGCUAUGGUUGAAUGAUCAGUCUGGUGAUGGCAUGAGUGGUUCAAUUGAUGUGGUUUCAACAAUGAGAUCACUUACUAGUCUUUGGCUUCAUGGGAACCAUUUUUCAGGUAAAAUUCCAAAGGAGAUUGGUAAUUUGACAUAUCUGCAGGAUCUUAAUGUUAAUAGCAAUGAUCUUGUUGGUUUAAUUCCUGAAUCUUUAGCAAAUAUGUCAUUAGGCCAUCUUGAUUUGAAUAAUAAUCAUUUUAUGGGGCCAAUACCAAAUUUCAAAGCUAUAAAUGUUAGUUAUCAAUCUAACUCUUUUUGUCAAGCCAAAAUUUGUGCACCUGAGGUUAUGGCACUUUUAGAAUUCCUUGAUGAGUUGAAUUAUCCAUCUAAACUUGUUGAAUCAUGGUCAGGAGAUAAUCCUUGUGACGGGCCGUGGUGGGGAUUAAGUUGUGACAUUAACCAAAAAGUUAUUGUGAUAAACUUGCCUAAGUCCAAUCUUUCUGGUACCUUGAGUCCUUCAAUUGCAAAAUUAGAUUCUCUUACUCAUAUUUAUCUUGGAUCUAACAAUAUUUCUGGUUCUAUUCCAUCUAGUUGGACUAGUUUGAAACAUUUGGUUCUGCUUGAUUUGAGUAAUAACCACAUUUCCCUUCCUCUGCCUGAAUUUACUCCCCCCUUGAAACUCGUCCUGAGUGGAAAUUCGUUACUGAACUCUAGUCCUCUUAUAGCAAGCCCUUUGCAAAAGAAUAGUACAUCCACUUCUGUUUCACCCUCUUUGCCGACCAAUAAGUCAAGCUCUUCCAAGUCUAACUUAGUCAUUUUUGUGGUUCCUAUUGCAAGUUUUGCACUUUUAGUUUCUUUUGCUAUGCUACUAUAUGUUUACGUUCGAAAGAGGAGUAUGGAUAGGCACAAAGGUCCAACUUCUCUAGUGGUUCAUCCUAGAGAUCCUUCUGAUUUGGAUCGGAUGGUCAAGAUUGCAAUUUCCGAUGAAACUAAAGGAAGUCUUUCGAUACUAACUGGAAGGGGUUCUUCUAGUAUACACAGUGGUAAAUACCCUGUGAUGGAAGCUGGCAAUUUGGUCAUAUCAGUUCAAGUACUUAGGGAUGUAACCAAGAACUUUGCUCCAGAAAAUGAACUCGGGCGUGGUGGUUUUGGAGUGGUUUAUAAAGGAGAAUUAGAUGAUGGAACAAAAAUAGCUGUCAAAAGAAUGGAGUCUGGAGUAAUUAGCAGCAAAGCGUUGGAUGAAUUUCAAUCUGAAAUUUCUGUUCUUUCCAAAGUCAGACAUAGGAAUUUAGUGUCUCUGUUGGGAUAUUCUGUUGAAGGCAAUGAACGGAUUCUGGUUUAUGAACACAUGCCACAAGGUGCUCUUAGCACGCAUCUUUUCAACUGGAAAAGCUUGAACUUAGAGCCUCUUUCGUGGAAGAGGAGGCUGAAUAUUGCAUUAGAUGUUGCUAGAGGAAUGGAAUAUCUACAUACAUUGGCUCAUCAGUGCUUCAUACACAGAGAUCUCAAGCCCUCAAAUAUCUUGCUGACUGAUGAUUUCCGAGCAAAAGUAUCAGACUUUGGACUCGUGAAACCCGCCCCUAAUGGAGAGAAGGGCUCUGUGGUCACCAAGCUAGCUGGAACUUUCGGAUAUUUAGCACCUGAAUAUGCGGUUACUGGUAAAAUCACCACUAAAGCCGAUGUCUUUAGUUUCGGUGUUGUCCUUAUGGAGUUGUUAACUGGAUGGAUGGCACUUGAUGACGACAGACCAAAUGAAAGCCAAUACUUAGUUGCAUGGUUCUGGAACAUCAAAUCCUCUAAAGAGAAACUUAUUGCAGCAAUCGAUCCAGCUCUGGAUGUGAAACAAGAGAGUACAUUUGAGAGCAUCUACACCGUUGCAGAACUUGCUGGUCACUGCACAGCAAGAGAGCCUGGCCAACGCCCUGACAUGUCCCAUGCUGUGAAUGUGCUCUCCCCGCUCGUUGAGAAAUGGAAGCCUCUUGAGGAAGAUUCAGACGACGAUUGUGGUAUCGAUUACAGUCUUCCACUCAAUCAAAUGGUCAAGGGCUGGCAAGAAUCAGAAGGAAAAGACUUGAGUUGCGUCGACCUUGAAGACACUAAGGGUAGUAUCCCCUCAAGGCCUACUGGAUUUGCUGAGUCCUUUACAUCAGUUGAUGGUAGAUGAGAAAAAAGGUACUGCACUACUUCUAGUGUAGUUGAUCUGAUAUUCUUAUUCAGUAAAUGUGGAUAGCAUUUUUGUUUGUUUUUGUGUGAUAUUUUGAUCCUGUUUUUUAUCUAUGCUUUCUUUCACUUUUAUUUGUAGAAAAUUUUACUCCAAUGUAUAGUCUUUUGAAGUUAUGUGGGAUGUAGAUAUGGUAUAGUGAUGAUUGAUGAAUGAAAACUGUUUCCAUGUGUAAUUCUUU